UCCGAGAAAAGGGCGUCCUCCUUUCAUGUUUGUCUCCCCGGAGGAGGAAGGGGCGGUCUCUGCGCCUCACCACAGCCGGAAUUAGCGCUGCUCGCUCGGCUAGGCUCGGUUCGCGUCCCGCCGACUCAGGAACGGGACCGGAGAAAGAGAGAAAGUGAGGGAGAGAAGCUCGCAACAUUUUACCAGGAAGAGAAGAAGCAGAAAGAGAGAAGGCGGCCGGAGUUUACAGAGUCUGCGGAGAGCAGCGGGAAUUAAACCGAAGAAGAAGAGAGGAGGAGCGGGAGCCCAGGAGAAGGAGAAGAAGAAGAAGGAGAGGAUGCCUCUGGCUCAGCUGGCGGAUCCCUGGCAGAAGAUGCCGGUGGGAGGAACGGCUGGAGAGGAGACGCACCACGACCCGGAAGACACAGCGGGGGACGACGACUCGAUGCCGGCCUGCACCGAUGAUGUUCCCAUCAAAGAGAUCAGCAUCACCCACCAUGUGAAGGAGGGGUCGGAGAAGGCCGACGCGCGGCAGUUCGAGCUCCGGAAAGUUCUGGGUCAGGGUUCGUUUGGGAAGGUGUUUCUGGUGAGGAAGGUCACAGGACCGGAUGCAGGUCAGCUCUACGCCAUGAAGGUCCUGAAGAAAGCCACGCUGAAAGUUCGCGACCGGGUCAGAACCAAGAUGGAGAGGGACAUCCUGGUGGAGGUCAACCACCCCUUCAUCGUCAAGCUGCAUUACGCGUUUCAGACGGAGGGGAAACUUUACCUCAUCCUGGACUUCCUGAGAGGAGGAGACCUGUUCACCCGCCUCUCCAAGGAGGUCAUGUUCACUGAGGAGGACGUAAAGUUCUACCUGGCAGAGCUCGCGCUGGCCCUCGACCACCUUCACGGCCUCGGCAUCAUUUACAGAGACCUGAAGCCUGAAAACAUCCUGCUGGACGAGGCCGGACACAUCAAGCUGACAGACUUCGGCCUGAGCAAAGAGUCGAUAGACCACGAGAACAAGGCCUACUCCUUCUGCGGGACGGUGGAGUACAUGGCGCCCGAGGUGGUGAACCGGCGGGGACACACGCACAGCGCCGACUGGUGGUCGUACGGCGUACUCAUGUUUGAGAUGCUAACGGGAACGCUGCCGUUCCAAGGCAAAGACCGGAAGGAGACGAUGACAAUGAUCCUCAAAGCCAAGCUGGGAAUGCCGCAGUUCCUCAGCUCAGAAGCUCAGAGUCUCCUCAGGAACCUGUUCAAACGCAACCCAACCAACAGACUGGGCGCCGGCCCGGACGGCGUGGAGGAAAUCAAGAGGCAUUCGUUCUUCAGCCGGAUCGACUGGAACAAACUUUUCCGCAGAGAAAUUUCUCCUCCGUUCAAACCGGCCGUCGGUCGACCUGACGACACUUUCUACUUCGAUCCGGAGUUCACGGCGAAAACGCCCAGAGACUCGCCGGGCGUCCCGCCCAGCGCCAACGCCCAUCAGCUCUUCAGAGGCUUCAGCUUCGUGGCCAUAACGGAGGAAGAGCCGACGCCGAUGCCUAAUACCAUCGUACAGCAGCUUCACAGAAGCACGUCCCAGUAUUCGGAUACCUACGAGAUCAAAGAGGACAUCGGCGUCGGCUCCUACUCCAUCUGCAAGCGCUGCAUCAACAAAGUCACCGGCAUGGAGUACGCCGUGAAGAUCAUCAACAAGGGCAAGAAGGAUCCAACAGAGGAAGUGGAAAUCCUGCUGAGAUACGGACAGCAUCCGAACAUCAUCACCCUGAAGGAUGUGUAUGACGACGGUCGCUCGGUGUUCCUGGUGACGGAGCUGAUGAAGGGAGGAGAGCUGCUGGAUAAGAUCUUGCGGCAGAAGUUCUUCUCCGAGCGGGAAGCCAGCGCCGUGCUCUACACCAUCACCAAGACCGUGGAGUAUCUGCACGUCAACGGGGUGGUGCACAGAGACCUGAAGCCCAGCAACAUCCUGUACGUUGACGAGAGCGGCAACGCAGAGUCCAUCCGGAUCUGCGACUUCGGUUUCGCCAAACAGCUGAGAGCCGAGAACGGCCUGCUCAUGACCCCGUGCUACACCGCCAACUUCGUUGCUCCAGAGGUGUUGAAGAAGCAGGGAUAUGACGCAGCAUGUGACAUCUGGAGUCUGGGCGUUCUGCUCUACACGAUGCUAACAGGUUUUACUCCUUUUGCUAAUGGUCCAGAAGAACCAGAGGAGAUUCUGGCACGGAUCGGCAGUGGGAAGUUCUCCCUCACUGGAGGAUACUGGAACUCUGUCUCUGCUGAAGCAAAGGAUCUGGUGUCUAAGAUGCUGCAUGUAGAUCCUCAUCAGCGACUGACUGCGGCUCAAGUCCUCAGACAUCCCUGGGUGAUGCACAGAGACCAGCUGCCCAAAUACACCCUGAACAGACAGGAUGCACCACAUCUGGUCAAGGGCGCCAUGGCCGCCACCUACUCGGCCCUGAACCGGAACGUUCCUCCGGUCCUGGAGCCAGUGGGCUGCUCCACUCUGGCACAGCGGAGGGGGGUGAAGAAAAUCACCUCCACCGCUCUUUGACUUCCUCCUCCUCCUCUUCUUCCUGUCAACUCUGACCUCGAUCUGAUCGCCGCCGGACCCUCCUACGGUCCGGUCCGGUCCAAUUGGACAGACUACUGAUGAACCUGAGAGCCGCUUACGCCAAAUAGAAGCACAGCCUGUCUCCGCCCCGCCCUGCACCUUACUGGGUUCUCCUGACUCUCAGCUUUAGCAUCACCAAUCAGCACAAACACAAACCCGAGGGCCCGUGGGCCCGGCCUCUGCUACGGACAAUCAGCGCUUCCUGUCCACUCCGAUUCUACGUCAGAAAAACAAAAGUAUUUAUUAACGUCUGACGGGAAAUCAUAGGAACAAAGCAACGUAAGGUAAGGUAGGCGUUCUAAAGAGCUAGGAUCAUUGUUAUCUGGGUAGUUGUAUAUUCUGCAUUUAAACCUCAAGUAGCCUCUGAGACGACUGAAGUCCAGAUCAGCUCAGGAAGCAGCCGCCUGGGACUGUCGCUGUUCGCCUUUUAAAAGGGAAACCAACAUUUCACUGGAGCCACAAGUUUUAAAAUCCAUCCUGUUGGGAAAACUUUUUCUUUUUCCACUUUUUCAUCGUUCAGGAACAAAACAGCAAAAUGUUUCAAACAUUCACCAUCAAAACCUUUUGUUUCUGCCAACAUUUAUCCAAAAAACAACAUGGAAAAUACUCUGGAAUCAAACUGAACUGAAAUCUGCAAAAAGAGUUUUAUGGCAUUCUGCUGCCCCCUAGUGACCACAACAGGUAUAACAAGCCAUGUUCACCUAUUUUGUCUAAUUUAUCUUUUUAUUUUUGGAAUAUGAUAAACUUAUAUUUGACACCAAAUAUCAUAAACAUUUUUGGUUGCUGUCUAAUCUGGUCAGCAACAGAUUUAUGCAGAUUAGGGAGCAACUAAAUCUGUGGUGCUCAGUUUUUCUCAUUUAGCUUUUGGAAAUAAAAUUAAUUUAAAAUUUCAGUUAUGUUCAAAACAAAAUUCAAUAUAUGGGAAAUUACCUUUUAUGUCCUACCAGUCAAAAAAGUAACAAUUUAUAAAAUAAUUUUUAAUCCAGAUUAAAUGUUUGGUUUUGUCCCAAUAAGUUGCUAUUUUUACCUCAACACUAAAAAGAAAAUCACACAUAAAAUAAAAAAUACACUUGCAGGUAUGUUUGUGAUGACAUUUAAUAGUAGAAUAGAUGAUGUUUAUGUAAAUGUAUUUAAAAAUAGAGAUAUCUCCUGAUGCGUUUCCUGUGUGACUCGGAUGAAGCAGUGAUGUCAUCUGGUGCCGUUUAGAGCGCCACCGCUUGGCCACACUUCACACCGCAAACAUUGUUUAGAGUCUCAAUUAGUAUUUUGAUUCAAUUAUACUUUUUAUAAAGUUUAUUUUAAGUUUGGUGAACUUCUUAGAGUUUUUAACCUCAGAAAGUUUAUUUUAACUGUCAUGAUGCCACACACCUUUUCUCUCUACCUGAAUUACUUUCAUGCCCGCAGUUUCAUCUCUACAAAUAAAACUUAUACAUCAGAACGUUGGUAUUUCUGUCCUCUCGACCCGGUGUGUCUGUCAGAGUUCACAAUUGAUCCCAUUGUAAUUUCUAUCAAAAUUAGCAUUGAAGAGUCUCUAUUAGCCGCCAUAUUGUAAAACACUGUGGAUAUAUAAAGUUUUUCUUAUGUGGCUUCAGGAACGUUAUGCUUCACACGGUUAAAGAAUUAUUAAUUAUAACUUACAGUUUUCACACAGUUCGUUUGCGGCUGAAACUCCUGGUUAUGUUUCUGGAAAAGGCGGGAAUCACCUUGGCAACUUGUUCUUACCAGUUAUUGUUUUUCCAUGAUGGAAAGUAAAAGCAUUUAUCAGGAGGAAAUCUGAGCACCACUGAUUUAAAUCCCCUCCCAGAUUUUCACAGGAAUAAUUCAGGAACCGUUUCAGGAUCUAAAAGCGGCUUGAAGUGUUUCCCGUCCGCCAUCUUUAGAUGGUCCAGAGCCGCCUGCUUCCUCGCAGCGCCGCCUGAAGCUGCAUCUCUGCCUCUCAGUACGAGCCGUCGGUGCAACAGCACUGUAAAUAUGAACGUGUGACUCAGGUUUCUACGAAUCAAGACGAUGCAUUUUUGUAGGAGGAAAACACAAGAACACGAGCGAACAGGCCAACAAAACGCUCCUAUUGUCAGACGUCUGAGUUAAAGCGGGAACAUUUUACACGUCCAGUUUGUCUUUCCAGAUUUUUGUUUUUCUCUCAAAGUCUUAAAAACGUGACCUCUGGAGGUUUUGAUUAGAAAUCAAGCUCUUCCGUUGUUGGUGUUGCGUUCCUGUGAUCUGUGUUCAGCAUUUAUGCCUGAUGAUUAUAUGUUGAUCGUGAUUCUCUGGUAGCAAACCCUCUAAAAACUGAGCAGAAAAACAUUACAGACAUUCCAGCAGUUGGCUUCACCUGGGAGGACAAACUGUUAACCCAUGCUAACGGUUAGCACCAUGCUAACAAUUGGCAUCAUGCUUGUUCUGUAGAUUGAACAGAAAACUAAUCUUUCCAGAAAAUAAAUCCGUCUGAACCGAAGCUGAAUUACACUCCUCGAGCUCAGCCACCAGGGGGCGCUGUAUUUAUUUAAAUUCUUUGACCAAACUAUUGGUCAAAGAAUUAGUCAUCAGUGAAAUUAAUCCUUGCUUCUGGUGCAAAAUGGUGGAGGACAAAUGAAAGUGAAAAGUCAGAAACUGUAAACUGGACGACCUCGGAGGCCCAUUUUCACCGAAAUAAAAAUAUUAAACACGUCACAUAAACGUCUAAAUCAUAAACGAGUCUUUCUCUGGGUAAAUCAAAUGUGAAAAAAUUUAAACAAAUGUUUCCUCACAGAAGUCAAGCUUGAAAUAACAUUUAACGUAAAUAUUUCAAAUCAAAUAAUUUUAUUUGUAUAGCACGUUGCAGCAACAAGGUUUAAAGUGCUUUACAUGAUAAAUAUUUAUCAUAAAUGUAAUCUUUUUAAAUUGUCUUUUCUCUUUUCUUCAGUAAUGACUCUUAAGUCCACAUUUAGACUCUGAAGAUACUUUGUGAUCUUUAUUUGUUUUAACUGGUGAAAUCGGGCCUCCACUGACGUCUGCGACUGAAUUUUUAAAAGCAAAAAUAAAUUUCUUCACAGCAGGAAUCCCACUUCUGUAUCAUGGAACAUUAAAAACUUUCUGUG
Molecule: messenger RNA, 5655 nt
Organism: Poeciliopsis prolifica (blackstripe livebearer)
Lineage: Eukaryota; Metazoa; Chordata; Actinopteri; Cyprinodontiformes; Poeciliidae
Product: ribosomal protein S6 kinase alpha-3-like
Biological process (GO): protein phosphorylation; intracellular signal transduction
Molecular function (GO): ATP binding; ribosomal protein S6 kinase activity; magnesium ion binding
Source: RefSeq, a predicted model, not a curated record